Lathyrus sativus (Indian pea) is the source of this 807-nucleotide messenger RNA. The record is from the annotation of a GenBank genome assembly. NCBI's taxonomy places the organism in Eukaryota, Viridiplantae, Streptophyta, Magnoliopsida, Fabales, Fabaceae.
AUGGACAUAGCUAUCUUCUCUCCAUCAUCCCUCUUCUUCGGAGAAGAAGAUGACGACGCCCACACCAGCGUUGAGGAAAACGGAGAGAACCACGAAACCUAUGUUGAGAGGAAGCAUCAGUUUCCAGGAAUGGAGUUGAUUAUCCGAGAGUUUUCCUUUCAUCAAUUGAAUGCUAAUUUGCUUUGGCCUGGAACUUUUGCAUUUGCAGAAUGGUUAGUUCAACACAAAUCAUGCAUUGAAGGACGGCGUAUUCUUGAGUUGGGGAGUGGUACAGGUGCUUUGGCCAUAUUUCUUCAAAAAUCAUAUAAUAUUGAUAUUACAACUUCAGACUACGAUGAUCAAGAGAUAAUGGAAAACAUAGCUCAUAACUGUAGUGCAAAUGAUUUACCUGUCAUUCCUCAUAUUAAACAUACCUGGGGAGACAAGUUUCCUAAUUCUGACCCUGAUUGGGACCUGAUCAUUGCGAGUGACAUCUUAUUAUAUGUGAAGCAGUACCCCAAUUUGAUACAGACAAUUACAUUUCUUCUCAAAAGUUACAAACCUAGAGAUAUGACUACAGUUUCUCGAACCGGGAAUGAUGACACCAAUGGAGAUGUAGUGUUGCCUUGGCCAGCUUUUCUGAUGAGCUGGAGACGUAGAAUUGGAAAGGAAGAUGAAUCAAUUUUCUUCGACGGUUGUGAAAAAGCUGGUCUAGAAGUAAAUCAUAUUGGAUCCCGCGUAUAUUGCAUCAGUCUCAUUGAAAAUGAAGAAUCAAACAAAUGCUUGAAGAAAGAAGAUAAUGUUCAAGCUUCCUCAGGAAGAAAAUGA